This is a messenger RNA of Bombina bombina (fire-bellied toad), 4173 nucleotides long. It is a transcript of the gene CAMK2A, whose product is annotated as calcium/calmodulin dependent protein kinase II alpha. Gene Ontology annotation, biological process: protein phosphorylation. Gene Ontology annotation, cellular component: neuron projection; cytoplasm. The record is from RefSeq and is a predicted model, not a curated record. Gene Ontology annotation, molecular function: calmodulin binding; calcium/calmodulin-dependent protein kinase activity; ATP binding. Bases 1 to 1470 code for a protein of 489 amino acids. The transcript is spliced from 19 exons. NCBI's taxonomy places the organism in Eukaryota, Metazoa, Chordata, Amphibia, Anura, Bombinatoridae.
AUGGCAACCAUCACCUGCACACGGUUCAGCGAGGAAUAUCAACUCUUCGAGGAACUGGGAAAGGGAGCUUUCUCCAUUGUCCGCAGAUGCGUCAAAGUUUUAUCUGGUCAAGAAUAUGCAGCAAAAAUCAUUAAUACUAAGAAGCUAUCUGCUAGAGAUCACCAAAAGCUGGAACGUGAAGCUCGUAUCUGUCGUCUCCUGAAGCAUCCAAAUAUAGUGAGGCUGCAUGACAGUAUUUCUGAAGAAGGACAUCAUUACCUGGUAUUUGAUCUGGUUACGGGAGGAGAGCUAUUUGAGGAUAUCGUUGCCAGGGAAUAUUACAGUGAGGCAGAUGCAAGUCACUGCAUUCAGCAGAUUCUUGAGGCAGUUCUGCAUUGUCACCAAAUGGGAGUUGUGCACAGAGACCUGAAGCCAGAGAAUCUACUGUUGGCUUCUAAAUUGAAGGGAGCGGCUGUCAAACUGGCAGAUUUUGGACUGGCCAUUGAGGUGGAAGGUGAACAGCAGGCAUGGUUUGGGUUUGCAGGCACACCAGGUUACCUCUCUCCUGAAGUUCUUAGGAAAGAUCCCUAUGGAAAGGCAGUUGAUCUCUGGGCCUGUGGUGUUAUCCUUUAUAUUUUGCUUGUUGGCUACCCACCAUUCUGGGAUGAAGAUCAGCACAGACUAUACCAGCAGAUCAAGGCUGGUGCUUAUGAUUUCCCUUCACCUGAGUGGGACACAGUGACCCCAGAAGCUAAAGAUCUCAUUAAUAAGAUGUUGACUAUUAACCCUUCCAAGCGAAUCACUGCAGCAGAAGCCCUGAAGCACCCAUGGAUCUCACACCGCUCCACAGUGGCUUCCUGUAUGCAUAGACAGGAGACGGUUGACUGCCUGAAGAAGUUUAACGCCAGAAGGAAGUUAAAGGGGGCAAUCCUAACCACAAUGCUGGCGACUCGUAAUUUCUCUGGAGGAAAAAGUGGUAGCAACAAGAAAAACGAUGGCGUAAAGAAACGAAAGUCCAGUUCCAGUGUCCAGUUGAUGGAAUCUUCAGAGAGUACAAAUACCACAAUUGAGGAUGAGGAUACUAAAGUAAGGAAACAAGAAAUCAUCAAAGUGACGGAACAGCUUAUAGAGGCAAUUAGUAACGGAGACUUUGAGUCUUACACCAAGAUGUGCGAUCCUGGAAUGACCGCCUUUGAACCUGAAGCUCUGGGAAACCUGGUUGAGGGACUGGAUUUUCAUCGCUUCUACUUUGAAAAUUUGUGGUCACGUAGUAACAAACCACUGCAUACCACCAUCCUGAAUCCACACAUCCAUCUAAUGGGAGAGGAAUCUGCCUGUAUUGCCUACAUCCGAAUCACACAGUACCUUGAUGCUAGUGGCGUCCCUCGCACUGCGCAAUCAGAGGAGACUUGUAUCUGGCACCGCCGGGAUGGAAAAUGGCAAAAUGUGCACUUUCAUCGUUCAGGGGCCCCUUCUGUUCUCCCACACUGAAACUCCAGCGCGCAAUAUGGGCUUGUAUCUACUCAACUGAACGAGGAUACCACCUUGAGUUUUCUGCACCUACCCCCUCUACAUUUAUCCCUCACCCAUUUGCUCAGCUAGGCCUGAGUACCUCUCUAUUUAUUUUACUGUUGAGGGAUCAGGUGACUGAGAUAUCCAUUGUGUGAUUGUAUGUACAGCUGUGAGUAUGCAUGUCCAGUUUGCACAACGUGUCACUCAUUUAAUGAGGGAUCAAGGAAAGAGGGGUGUCUCUUCUCUGGACAUGGUUUUAUUACAUGUAGGGUUCUUCAUAAUCCGUUUAUGGAUAGCACUGUUGCAACAACAAAACAUACUACCAUAAGAACUUUUUUUUAUUUUAUUAUUAACUCCCAGAACUCUGGGUAUUUUUUUAUUUUUUUUUUACAGAGGUUGGAGCUUAAAUUAUACUUUCUGGUCAAAAAGAAAUAACACAUCUAGAAGGACCAAUAGCACAUUUUUCAACAAUGCUUGGCAGAUCCAUAUUCUUAUAAUAACUUUAUUAACUAUCAAACCAAUAGCACAAAACUCGUUGAAGAGACUUCCCUACAUUUUUUUAUGUCAAGAAACUUAAAUACUCAACAAUUCACAUUUUGGUUAACCUCAUAUACAACACCAGAUAGAUGCUCUGCAUUCCAUUUUCUUUCAUUUGAAAUCAGAGCUCUGUAAGGAUGCCUUAUUCACACAGUGCACCCUAUGAAGUUAUUUCCAAGGUUACCAGACAACAGUUGGAUUUAGCUAUAUGUGUAAUACUGUAAUAAGACUUGUCCCUUGCUGUUUCUUUCAGGUGCAGUUUCCAACUGGAACUUUUAAAGAGAAUGUAUAUUUAUUUAUGAGCUAAAGGUUUGAUCCUAUUCUGCUAUGGAGAUGUAAAGCAAUGUAUGGUGAUGCUUUGCAUGAUUCUCCAGCAAAGAAUAGGUUAACAAUAAAAAAAAAUAGUUUAAAAGUGCAGACAGAAAAUGCAAGCUAUAGUAAUAAUAAAUAUAUAUAAAUAUACAUAUAUAUAUAUUUUGUGGGAAUAAUUCUUCAUUGUGUUAAGGAAGCGUAUUUCUAUUGCAAAGCUAUAAUAUGCAUGAUUUUUAUAUUUAUAGUAUUUUUUGUUAUUUAUUUGCAAAAUGUUCAGAGGUGUUUUUUUUUGUUUGUUUUUUUUCGGUUGGAACCAAACAUAGAAUCUCUCUGUUCUGUGGUUAGAUGGGGUACUGCUUGCUCUUUACCGUUUUUGGAAAGUUUGAUUUGUCAAUAUUUGUAUAGUUUUACAAUGACGGAAUGCCGUAGGAGGACUGGGGUAAUUUUGCAAUAUAAUGGGUUUAACUUGUAGUUUUCUUCUAUUGUAGUGUUCUAAUUUUACAAAUCAAUUUAAUUUGUUAAUCACUUUUUUCAUAUAAACUUGUUGUAAAGAACUUAAUAAAUGUGCAGGAUAUUGUUAUCUGCUUGAAGAUGGUUUGUAAAACAGUGAUUAAGUCUGCGCCAAAUAAAGGUUGUAAGUAGUUUUAUGUGAAUAACCAGGCAAGAACUGCAUAGGAGUCUUAUUUCUUAGAGUCACUUUCCUAGCUGGUCAAAUAAUACAACUUUGCAAUAUACUCCCAAUUAUUUUAUAUUGUGUUCUGUCCACGUAUUUGCCCAGCUCAGCCAGUUAGAAAUUGUACUGAGGGAUGUAUAAGCAGGUGGGAAGUGUAAUGUAAGGUCUGGGAAUUACUAUUUAAUAAUAAUAAUGUAGACAUUAUGAAGAUCUAAGCAGAUGACUUUCUUUUGUAUUCUUAGCAGUUCAGAAUAAUUAGCCUGCAAUACUAGGUAUUUUCAUGUUUUUAGUAUAUUGAAUACAAGAGGCUACGCCCUACUAUUUAUGUGGAGGAACUUGAGUUGUAUAUUGAAUAUGUGUUUUAAUGCUAAAAUAAUCUGUACCAGAGAGGAAAAUAUUUUCUAUUUUAAACACAAAUUAAGCAUCCUAUUUUAUGUUUUUAAGAAGACCCUGUCUCUACUUGCACAAAAGCAUACAUUUUUGAUGUAUUGUUUUUGUUUUUUUUGAGGAUGUGUGUAAAAAUGAACGAUUUAUUAAGAUUGUGUUAACUUCUUUGUUGGUGUUUGAUGAAUUCAACUAACCAAUACUGGAGAAGAUAUUAUUUUAUAAAAAUGAAUUAUAAAUCCACCAUUUCAGCUGCUACUUGAUUGCUCUCCAGGUUAAAUAAUUGACGUGUUCUGGAGAUUAUCCCUGUAAGCCUUUAUGUUGUUUUGGUUUUUUUUUUCCUCUUGGUUUUCUGAGUUUUUAUUGCUUAAUGGAUUGGGAAUUCUAGAAUACAAGAAAGUAAUAUUGGUCAUGAAGAUGGAGGACACUUUACCUUUUUUUCCAUUUAAAAGUGAAAUUGACUGAAAAUGAGGACACUUUUUAAUGCCAGGCCAAAGGUUCAAGUUAACUUCAGUUUAAAGAAGCUGCAUUGCAAGAAAACUAUGUGUGCCCAUUUAACAGUAUGCUUGAUUACCCCAUGCUCACUACAUCUAGUAGGUUAAGGCUUGCAUGGGGUUUAUGUCGCCUACCCUUGGGCUGUGCCAAAUGUCUCCAAAGCUGGACAGAUUUGCCUUCAGUUUGUGGGAUUAUUUAUGACAUAAGGUUGUCUACAGAAUGUCUUGUUUAUAGUCUUCCGAUUAUUGUAUUUAAUAAAAGAUAUAGUGUUUUACCUCUUA